Messenger RNA from Microplitis demolitor, 3229 nucleotides. RefSeq names its product alkaline phosphatase. Gene Ontology annotation, biological process: dephosphorylation. The transcript is spliced from 9 exons. The record is from RefSeq and is a predicted model, not a curated record. NCBI's taxonomy places the organism in Eukaryota, Metazoa, Arthropoda, Insecta, Hymenoptera, Braconidae. Gene Ontology annotation, molecular function: alkaline phosphatase activity. The coding region runs from base 937 to 2709 and encodes 590 amino acids.
UUUUUUUGUAAUUAAAAUCUAAAAAAAAAUUUCUUUAAUAUUUAAAAUAAUGGAGAAAUUAAAGUGUCGAUUCAGGUCAAUGAAAACUCUUGAUGUGACGGAUGAAAAAUAAAAGACAGGAAAUAAAAGUUUGAAUUUUCUGAAGAUGAAUACCAAAGUUUUCGAAGCAAUUUAUUUUUUAGUAUGAAAAGUGGGGGAAAAUUAAUGAUUUAAAUUAAUAUUGAGUAUGAAAUAGAAUAAAGUAUAUAUAUAUAAUAUCUUGUUUUUGAAAAAGUGAUAAAUUGAAAAAAAUGUAAAGUGAAAAUAAAGUAAGGAAGCGAAAAGUGAAAUAUGAAAAGUAUGAAAGUAAAAUAAAAAUAAAAGUAAUGUAAAUAAAAUAUGAAACAAUGUGAAUAUAAAAAUAAAUAUAUAUAUGAGUUGGAAAAUAUAUAAUUUGUGAAUGCGGAUGUAUAUUGGUAGACUAGAAUAGAAGAGAAUAAGAUUUUUCGGAUUCGCGCAUAUAAAUCUUGAGCUGUGGAAAGUGGGACUGAAGAGUUACGUCAACUUUUAUCGUGGAAUACAAAAGAGCAUAGAAGGUGGAAAACUUGAAGGAUUCUUGGUUCAGUUACUCACAGAACUUGUGUAAAAUGUCACUGAACGUUCGUUGAGUUGCUAAGAAACUAUAAAAUUUAUUAAACCCGAAUUUAAAUACAAAGGGGUUAAUUUCAUCCAAGGAAAAGUUAUUUCGGUUACAAGUUAACGGAGUUGGUGGAAUAAAUUUCAAAUUUCGGGAUAAUGGAUUUUCAAAAAUAUAUUUCAUAAUUUUCGAGAGAAGAUAUAUAUAUAUUAAUGGACAUAUUUAAUCUAUUGGGAUACAUGAAAAAUAGGCGAGUGAUAAAACGUGUAGAGGAAUGAGGUGGCAGCGUGUCACGUAGAAUUAGAGCCGUUUCAGUGGAGAUGCGAGACCGAAGAAGAGAUAUCGGCCCCGCCCUGGUCUUCCUCACGGUCUAUGCGAUCGUACUCGUGCUGGCCGGCGACCAAGAGAGAAACGUGUGGUACGAUGCAGCUACGAGGAGCAUCGAGUCGAGGAUGCGGGCGGCUGCUUCCACUACCAGCACAGGUACCACUCCGCCAACUGGUGAAGCCAAGGGCGUCGUUCUCUUUGUCGGUGACGGCAUGGGGAUGAGCACCCUCACUGCCGCCAGAAUACUCUCUGGACAACGUCAUGGUAAUACGGGAGAAGAGGCUGAGCUCGUCUGGGAUACUUUUCCUGCAGUUUCGCUGGCAAAGACUUACAACAUGGACGCCCAGGUCGGAGAGUCAUCAGCAUGUGCAACUGCGCUGUUGUGUGGCGUGAAAGCGAAUUACGAGACACUUGGUCUCGAUUCCUCGGCUAAAUUUGACAACUGCUUGUCCAGCAAGACGGCGAAGGUGACAUCGAUAGUCGACUGGGCGCAAAGAGAAGGCAAAUCAACGGGUCUUGUAACAACGACUCGAGUAACUCAUGCCACACCAGCAGCUCUCUAUGCUCAUACUUCAAGCCGUUACUGGGAAGAUGACAGUAAAGUGCCUUCAGCAGCUCGUACCUCUUGUAAAGACAUUGCCCGACAACUACUGGAAGACGAACCAGGUCGCAACAUUAAUGUGAUUCUGGGCGGAGGUAGGCGACAUUUUGUGUCAAAAGUCACUCAAGAUCCCGAAGAGCCAGAAAAAGAAGGCCGUCGUCUUGACGGAAGGAAUUUAAUAACCGAGUGGAGCAAGUACCACCAAAACAUGGCGUCGAAAUACGUCUAUACAAAAGAGCAAUUCGACGAAAUAGAUCCCGCGCGAGUAAAUUAUCUUCUGGGAUUAUUCGCUUACUCGCACAUGGAUUUCGACGUCGACCGGAAUACGACUGGGACUGGAGACCCAUCGCUCGCUGAGAUGACGAUCAAGGCGCUGAGAAUACUCAAGAGAAAUCCCAAGGGAUUUUUCUUAUUUGUCGAAGGUGGACGAAUAGAUCAUGCACAUCAUUACAAUAAUGCUUACCGAGCUCUAGACGAGACUCUGGCAAUGGAGGAAGCCGUGAGAGCGGUUAUGGAAGAAGUUGACCUCUCGGAAACGCUUCUCAUAGUCACGGCUGACCACUCCCACGUAUUGACUCUCGGCGGCUUGGCCACAAUCCGUGGGAACCCAAUCUUCGGGUCUGACAGCAAAAAAUCCGACGUGGAUGGAAAACCAUACACAACUUUGUUGUACAGCAAUGGUCCAGGUCACACGGAGCCGCGAUCCGUCAUGCGAGAAGCUGGCAAAGAUUCCAUUCAGACUGCAGGAGUACCCAGGACUUGGGCGACCCACGGCGGAGAGGACGUACCAGUAUUCGCAAAUGGACCUCUGGCCUCAGUAUUAUUCAGCGGGACCGUCGACCAGAGCUACAUCCCGCACGCGAUAGCAUACGCGGCCUGUCUUGGUCGGUACGCGAGCCGGUGCUCUGGCGCUUACGAGUCCAACCUCGUGAUCAACGACACAAAUCUUAUUGCGCCGAUAAGUUGUCCGUCAGCGGAGCCCAACAGCGCGGCGAUAUCCAGCGACGUAAUGAACGAUCAGGCCCGUAAUCCCCCCUCUAAAUCAAACAACUCUGUCUGCUCUAAUCUCACGACUUCCAAAGCUCAUCAAUUAUUUAUUUCCCUAUUCUCUGCUGUUUUUUUAAGACUUUUUAUUUAUUUAUCGCUUAAUCCUCUUGCCAGUUAAUGUCACUCAUUUUUUUUUUUUUAAUAUUUAGCUGUCAAUUUUAAAAAUUUUUUUUUGAGAGCAAGUGAAAUAAAAUGUAAAAAUAUUUGUGGGGAUGCCUGUGGGUCCAAAAAUAAUUCCAGUGAGUAUUGAACUAAAAGAUUAAUCUUAAAGUUAUUUAAUAUUAAAUAUAUAUAUAAAUAUACUGAUAUAUAUGUUGAUAUGGUGAAAGAUUGACGUCUAAGUUUUAAGUGUAAUUGUACAGAAAGACAAUCGAUCGCGGUUUUAAGACGUAAUAAUUAUUUAUAUUUUAGUCUCACGUUUAUUACUGCACCUAUUGAUAUUUAUAAAUACUAUGAUAAUAAUUAUAAUGAUAAAGAUAAUAAUGAAUGUGUACAUUUCGAUCGUAGUGAUGGAUUUCGCGCAUCGCUUGGCAAAUUCAUCACAGGCUAUGAUUAAUUAAUAUUUGUAAAUAAGUAAAUAUAUGGACUAAUUAGUUACUAUAUUAAUUAAUAUAUAUGAUGAGCAAAAAAUGAACGAA